Molecule: messenger RNA, 4136 nt
Organism: Pangasianodon hypophthalmus (striped catfish)
Lineage: Eukaryota; Metazoa; Chordata; Actinopteri; Siluriformes; Pangasiidae
Gene: irak1
Product: interleukin-1 receptor-associated kinase 1
Exons: 14
Coding region: 557-2683 (708 amino acids)
Biological process (GO): protein phosphorylation; signal transduction
Cellular component (GO): plasma membrane
Molecular function (GO): ATP binding; protein binding; protein kinase activity
Source: RefSeq, a predicted model, not a curated record
ACGAGUUGAUGUCACUCUGGUUUUAACAUUUACUGAAGAGUUAUUUUUUUUUUAGACAGCAGUAUUAGCAUGUCAUUCACAUUUCAUAUUAAAGAAACUUUAAAAGGUCUGGUUUGGUGAGUAUUGCUGGAUAGAACAGGCGUCUUGGACAAAUCAGUUUUCAUGAAAGGUGAAGUUGAUGUCCUUUUUUUUCUUUUCUUUUUUUUUUUAAUAGUAUGUGAAGAAAGGGGAAGUGCAAACAAGCUGCCUAUAUACUGAUCUAUAGCUGAGAAAGAAGUAGUUGUCAAACAUGACACGGGAACAUGGAUUCGCGUCCCAAAACCUUGUAAAAGCUGACAUUUUUAGCCACUUAGUCACACAAGUAGGAGAAAUCAUCACUUCAGGCUCAGAGUCGAUACUGGGCUUACUUAGUCAUUUUUCCUUCAGCCUGUUGGAGUGUUUUUCCCCCUACAGCCCUAAAUGACAGGGUUAGUAAGAUAGUUAGCUCUGUUUAGGCACCGGGAUCAGUUUUUUAACAAGCUCUUCAACUCUUUCAGCUCGGGAAUUUUGGUUAGACAUGUCAAAUUUGACUUUUAAUAGCGAAUAUCUUUACAAUUUACCCGCGGCUGCUGUUCAUGAAUUCACCCGUGUUAUGGAUUCACUCCCGGAUUCAGACUGGCUGAGAUUUGCUUCCCGAGUAAUAUGUGACCAGACAGAGCUUCGGCUUGUGGCGAAGAGCAGCAGACGGACGGAAACACUAAUGCACAACUGGGGGUGCAGGAACGGGACAGUCGGGGAUCUCAUAACCAUCCUGCAAGAUUUGGAGCUAUUCAGACCUCGAGAUAUCAUUCUUAAAUGGCGGCGUAUUCCACAGCUGAGCUCUGUCUCAACCUCCUCCAGCUCCCUGCUAUCACCGAGCCUCACCCGCCACAGCUCACCCCCCUCAUCGAUCUUUACCCCCUCUAAAGAUGUCACCCGGGCCCUCCCCAUUCUAGAGAGCAAGAAGCUGCUACCCAAACCUGGACCUCCACCCCCGGAUCUGAACAGAACAUGUCCCUGUCCACCAUCAACAGUUUUAAAAGAAGGAGAGAAAGAAGAGCAUUCUUGUGAUAGCUAUACAGCUGAGUCUCCUCUGUUCACGGGCGUCAUGUGCUGGCCGUUUGAAGAAGUGCAGCGAGGUACGGACAAUUUCUCCGCAGCCAGGCAGAUCGGAGAGGGAGGCUUCGGCCACGUGUACCGCGCCUCUAUGAGGAACACUGACUUUGCAGUGAAGAGGCUCAAAGAGGAUUCCCAUAUGGGUUGGAGUGUGGUGAAGGAAAGUUUUAGGACUGAGGUGGAAAGACUCUCACAAUAUCGACACCCAAACAUAAUGGACUUGGUUGGUUACAGUGUGGGAGGUGGAACGUACUGUCUUAUCUACGUGUACAUGCCCAGCGGUUCUCUGGAGGACCGGCUACGCUGUGAGAAUGGCUCUGCCCUCUCCUGGUCACAGCGUGUAAAAGUGGUGCUGGGUUCGGCGAAAGCUAUUCAGUACCUUCAUUCCUGCUCUCCUGCACUCAUCCACGGAGAUGUCAAAAGCUCCAACAUUCUCUUAGGGGAACAUCUGGACCCGAAGCUGGGCGACUUUGGUCUGGCGCGGUUGUGUCGUAACCCCAGCAGAACUCCAGGGAAGACGAGCAGCGUGGCUCAAACCUCUACAGUGCGCGGCACCCUGGCGUACCUGCCCGACGAGUACCUGAAAGAUGGCCAGCUGGGCACGGAGAUCGACAUUUACAGCUUUGGAGUGGUGUUGCUGGAGGUACUGACAGGUCGAAGAGCUUUAGAAACCAGCAGCCAGUCAAAGAAUGUUUACCUGAAAGACCUGGUGUCAGAACUGGAGGACGAUGGGAAAAGUUACAGCAGAAAGAAGGACACUCGAGAGCUCUCUAAUUCACAGGCAGCAGAGAACAUCUGGAAGAAGCAUCUGGAUCCUUGGCUGAUGUCGGCAGGAACGUCUGGCCCUCACGGGUCAAAAGAAAUCGCUCAGCUGGCGUGUCGCUGCUUAGACCGCCGGAGAAAGAAAAGGCCUCCGAUGAUUGAGGUCUUCAGUACUCUGCUGGACGUGCAAACAGGCUUGGAGGCUUUGAACACAACGGUUACAGUCAGAACGUCUCCUACUCUUCCUCAUCUGUCCGGCCCGAAGCCUCUGCGCUCCGAUAACUCUGUGGACUCUCUCUCGUGUCAGUUCUCAAAGCUCGGCCCUCAGGAGAACACUUUCUGUUGCUCGCACAACCACAGCUUCCCACACUCCCCUUCCACAGUGACUUGCUCAGAACUCCCCGAGUCGGGAAGGAGAGAAGGGUCAUGGGACAGUCGCUAUUCCUCCUCUCAUGCGCCGUGUGAAUCAGAUGAGAGUCAAGGAUAUUCACAGUAUUUUUUGCCAACGUGUACAGCGCAGAGAAACACGCCUCAGCUGGCCAAUGUCAAGACCACACAGUCAAGUAGCUUCUCAAUAGUUUCACCGAUGCCAUCGAGUGUCACUGCAGAUGACAGAGUUAUUAUUAAUCCAGUCAGACAGCGUUUAGUUGAGAAAAUGGCACUUUACGAGGAAGGUCGGAUCCUGACAUCAGACCUCUUCUCUUCUGGCGGUCCAUCAAGUAAGUCCUGCAGACGGAGUGAUGAAUACACAACCACGGGAACCAGAGGAGAGCGACGAGUUUGCUAGCGGUUUAGCCUAGACCACUCAAACUGCUACCUGCUGACGAAUUCCAACACUCGAGAGGAAAUCGGGCACGAAGGCGCUUAGCUGGUCAAGAUUUCCCGGCACCAAAUGUUCUCAACACCAAAGUGGUGGCCUAUGAACAGUUUUAUUAAUACUAUAUAUAUUUUUGUACAUUUUUAAUCGUUGGAUGGAAAUUUCCCAAAUAGACUGUGCUGCCUAACCACUGGACAGUACCUCCUAUAUGAAUCAGGACAUAAACGUGUGUGGGAUUUAAGGAGACACUGGAUAAUAUACCUUAUGCCAAGUUUAAUCCCGGAUCCUGCAAUCUUCAAAUCUGCACAGAAAUCACAACUCUUUCUUUCUUCUGUCUGAAAGUGGACACCGGUACAGAACAGAGCGAGUCAGCCUGCAUCGCUGGCGGUAGUAACCGUGAAACUGCGAUAUGUUGAAAUUUCAGGAAAGGCAAACGGUUUUAAAGCCAGGCCUGGCUGCUGUUAGGCUCGUUUUGGCGGCCUUUAUACUGUGACUGCACAUUGCAUGAAGAUUAAAACAUGCGUCUGACUGGUUUAAUAUGAAAAGGUUUGUACAAGUGUUGUCGACGUGAAUAGUUUCUAUAUUUCUUAGUCUGAUUUUUUAGGAUUAUGUUACACUUGAACAAGUAAUAUUAUCUUUCUCGAGCGUGCUGUGAUUUCAACACCGUUCCUGUCAUGAAUGUGGUCUUUAUGAUUUAGCUGGACCACAAACUGGUAGUAAAACAGUUUACUCUUUCUUUUUCCUUCAGACAUAUUUCUGCUUCACACUUCACACCACAGCUUGGAGUUGACCUACAAGCUGAAUAAGUAAUUCAAGUGCUGCGUUAUUUCAAGGGUACAUUUACAGGAUUUGCAAACUACACAAGGGAUUUCGUUUGUGAUUAAUAACUCUUUGGUCUUGCACUAUUGGCUGUAGGAGUUCAACUCAGUUCAGUGUCAUUUUCCACAUCCAAGUUUAUCACAGUUAAUGCUGACUUUGAUGUAAUUUAAUGUGUGUAUGUGCAUGCUAGAAGUGGGUGAUAUGUGAAAAAUAUCAUGUCACAAUAUUUGUGUAAUGCACGAUAUGCAUCACAACACUUAGGUUUUUUAAACUGCCAACAUCAUUUUUUUUUUUUUGUUUUGUUUUGAAAAAAGUAGUGUUAUUUAAGAAAUAUGUUUAUUUAACAUCUACAAAAAUGACUUAACACUGAAAAUUUACCUUUUUUUUUAUACAUUUAAUCAGCUGCUUUCCAUCGGUGUUAUAAAAAUUUUAAUGAUACUAAUGAUACCAAAAAUCAAGCAUAUUGUGACGCUUUAAUUAUCACAAUAUCAACAUUGUUAUAUUGUCAUAUCACUCAGCCCUAGUUCCUCUGUCUCUCAUGGUACGUUUCUGUUUGACUGUUGGGUUUUAGUGGAUCUUGGUGAGGGGGGAAAAAAAAAUUAAA